Messenger RNA from Penicillium expansum, 5082 nucleotides. Its product is annotated as DNA-directed DNA polymerase zeta catalytic subunit REV3. The coding region runs from base 1 to 5082 and encodes 1693 amino acids. Gene Ontology annotation, cellular component: zeta DNA polymerase complex; nucleus. The record is from RefSeq and is a predicted model, not a curated record. Lineage: Eukaryota; Fungi; Ascomycota; Eurotiomycetes; Eurotiales; Aspergillaceae. The transcript has 2 exons. Gene Ontology annotation, biological process: error-prone translesion synthesis; double-strand break repair via homologous recombination. Gene Ontology annotation, molecular function: nucleotide binding; DNA-directed DNA polymerase activity; DNA binding.
AUGGAGUCAUUCCGUGUGCGUCUCAACUGUAUCGAUCAUUACCAGGCGACCGCGUCGGAGUUGGAUCCUCCACUACCUUUUCGUGAUGAGGUCUCAGAAAAAGAUUUCAAGCCCAAGGUGCCUGUAAUUCGAAUAUUUGGAGCCACCGAGACAGGCCAGAGAGUUUGCGUACAUGUCCAUGGCGCGUUUCCAUACCUCUACAUCGAAUACAACGGGUCCUUAGCCCCAGAAGAUGUAAAUUCGGCAAUCCGAACCCUUCAUCUCUCAAUCGAUCACGCUCUGGCGGUCAGCUUUCGCCGAAAUGCGUAUGACCGGAGGACAGCGUUUGUGGCGCACAUCACCUUGGUGAAAGGAGUCCCGUUCUACGGAUACCAUGUCGGAUGGCGGUUCUUCUUCAAAAUUUACCUUUUGAACCCCUUCCAUACAACUCGCCUAGUCGAUCUUCUGCACCAGGGAGCUGUAAUGAAACGUCCGCUUCAACCCUAUGAGGCACAUGUGCAAUACAUUCCGCAAUGGAUGUGUGACUACAAUUUGUACGGGUGUGCAACUAUGAGCUGCAGUCAAGUCAAGUUCAGAGCACCGGUACCUGAGUAUUUCGAGCUAAGCAAUCUAGCCCAUCGCUGGCACGAUCGUUCAAUCCCACCCGAGAGCAUACUUGAUCACCCUGCAUUACAGAAACAGAGCAAUUGCGCGCUGGAGGUUGAUGUCUGUGUUCAAGAUAUCCUGAACCGUCUUGAUGUAAAGGAACGGCCUUUACACCAGGAUUUCACCGAGCUUUUGAAACCUGUCGCGGUUAAUGAGCGCCUUGUUCCUAGCAUGGCUGGGUUGUGGCAGGACGAAACUCGCAGACGCAAAAAGAGGAUGGGGAUCACUGAUCCCGGAAGCACUCCUUUUGGACCCGAGGAAUUGGUUUCAAUGUCUGCGGAUCCGAGAAAUCAGUCGAGAGGUGGUUGGAUACACGAGGAAGAAUUUCGUGAGAUGGCAUCUCAGCUUGCUGCUAACGAGAAAGACGAGGAUCACAACAAAGACACGACAUUUGGGACAUUCUUGGAUACCGAUGAUCAUGCCAAAAACGUCAAGACUGCGCUGGAUAGUGUUCAGGACUUCUUUCCUGACAAAAUCAGCACUUUGACUUUUGAUAGUAGCCGCUCCCACGAAUCAGCCGAGCAAGACCCACCCGAAAUUUCGGUUGAUGAGGAUCUCGCUUUGUCCUCUCAAGCUGACGGACAGUAUUACUCAGAUUCUGAUCAAGGAGGGGACUCAUCGGGAGGGAGAACCGAACAGGAGUCUGAAACAAGACAGGACCCCUUAGGGGAGAGCUUUUACGAUGAGGUCUUUGAUGAAAUGCCCUUUUCAGAUGUGGCUGCACCUGCGGGAAUCAACAACCCAGAAGCAACUACGCAUGGUGUCUACAAGGAAGGGAAUUCUGUAGCCCAAGAAAAAAGGUCCAGAGACCAGAAUCAAAGCAAAAGUGUAGCCCCUAAAAGACAACACUUCGAAACUCUCGAUUCCCACGAUUCACCUCUCAAAAGACCUAGACAUAUGGCCGGACACGGCUUGUCUGACGGGCCAUUGGAAAUACCCCACACGCUGAAGCAGCAGCAAGAGGGCAAGCAAAAAAAUGUCUCUUUUGAUAGCAAAUUGGAUGUGCACGCGGAAAAUCCGUCGUCAGAGCCAAAAUCAUCUUCCUCGCAGAAGACAGUCCGCCCAAAGGCGCAUAGUUACACCGGAGGCUUGAAAUUCCCGGUAGUCAAGGACCCCAAUGAUCCUCUGACCAUUUUGCGCUAUAGCCAAGAUGAGACAAAUCCUCCAAGAAAAGACACCGAGUCAUCCCAGCCCUUCUCGAGUUCCUUCCCUUCCGGAUAUGUCGCGGAAUUGUCAGGCAAAACUCAGAGUUCCUCAGACCUACAUUCGUCCGCAACAGUGACGGGCCUAUCCUAUCUUGAUCCACAUCUCGCCGAGACCAUGAAAAACAUUCAUCAGUCAUUCAAUUUUACACCAAACACAUCAUUACGUUGCUUCAAAUUUGCCAGCCCAACUUCCAGCGAAGUCAGUGCGACAAUACAUGAACAUGGGCGCCCCUCGGUUGUAUACCAGAAAGCAUUUUACAGUGAUGAGACGGAUGUGCCUGAACGACCAAGAGAAUAUGGCGGCAGAGAAUUUCGGCUAGAGAGCAACACCAUCCACUAUCUACCCGAUUUUGACCCAACGGCAGAGGCACCUGCAAUGUUUGGUGAGCAGAUGCCAACAGCACACGACCGAGAUCAGCAAGAAAAAAUCGAUCAGCACCUCCGAGAAGGGUGUACCGCCAGGGUCUGGGAGUUUGCACCUGUUCCACCAAGCCGGGCGGAAGUAAUACAAUGGUUUGAAGAUUUACAAGCCUCGCAAGAGUCUAACAAAAAAGUAGCCCAAACCAUAACUGCUGAAACGAAACCAGACUUUCUCUCGCAGAUCGAGGGCCCCACACAGAAGGACGCACAUGGCUUCAAAUAUUCACUGAAUGGAGUAUCCACUAGCGUGGAACACCAAGCUCAACACAUGAGCACAAUGAGCUUAGAAGUGCAUGUGAACACGCGCGGAACCCUCAUGCCUAACCCCGAAGAGGACGAGAUCACUUCCUUGUUCUGGUGCAUCCAAUCCGAGGAUGAGGAUGUUGAGGUCAAUAGCCAUCUUCCCGGAGUCCAUGUUGGAAUGGUUUACCAUGGCGAAGGCCAGAGGCCGGAAUCCAAAAUCUCCAAGGCAUUAACUAUUGAUGUCGAGUGUGAGCCUACGGAACUGGACCUGAUAAACCGACUCAUAGAUAUUGUCCGGUACUACGAUCCGGACAUUAUCGCGGGCUACGAGGUCCACAACGCUUCCUGGGGAUAUGUGAUUGAGCGAGCGCGCAAGAAGUACGACUUUGACAUCUGCGAGGAGCUUUCAAGGACCAAAUCUCAAUCCAAUGGACGAUUUGGAAAAGAGGCAGAUUCAUGGGGUUUCAACCACUCCUCGUCUAUUCGUAUCACUGGGCGACACAUGUUCAAUAUCUGGCGCGCUAUGAAAGGCGAGCUGAACCUACUACAGUAUACUAUGGAGAAUGUCGUCUUCCAUGUCUUGCAUCGCCGAAUUCCUCACUAUUCGCCCAAAGACCUGACGCAAUGGCACCAAAGUGGCAAGCCUCGCAAUCUCCUGAAAGUCGUGGAAUAUUUCACCUCUCGCGUGCAAAUGAAUCUAGAACUUCUCGAGGCCAAUGAAUUGGCACCGAGGACAAGCGAGCAGGCGAGAUUGCUGGGCAUUGACUUUGCCUCAGUGAUUUCCCGAGGAUCCCAGUUCAAAGUCGAGUCUCUGAUGUUCCGAAUUGCGAAGCCAGAGAACUUCCUGCUUGUCUCACCGAGCAGAAAGCAGGUCGGACAGCAGAACGCACUGGAAUGCUUGCCCCUAGUCAUGGAACCGCAAAGUGACUUUUACACUAGCCCACUUCUAGUGCUUGAUUUCCAGUCACUGUAUCCAAGUGUCAUGAUCGCGUACAACUACUGCUACUCAACUUUCCUGGGCAGAGCAAUGCACUGGCGCGGACGAGAUAAGAUGGGAUUCAUGGAUUACAAGCGACAGCCCAGGCUACUCGAGUUACUAAAAGACAAGAUCAACAUCGCACCAAAUGGUAUGAUGUACGCGAAACAGGAAGCACGUCAAUCACUACUAGCCAAGAUGCUUUCCGAGAUUCUCGAAACCCGCGUGAUGGUCAAAAGCGGCAUGAAAGCCGACAAAGACGACAAGGUCUUGCAGCGACUUCUAAACAACAGACAGCUGGCACUAAAACUGAUUGCCAACGUCACAUACGGCUACACAUCCGCCUCAUUCUCAGGACGAAUGCCCUGUUCCGAGAUCGCUGACAGCAUCGUCCAGACCGGACGCGAAACCCUCGAAAAGGCCAUCGCCUUCAUCCACUCAAUCGAACGCUGGGGCGCUGAAGUCGUCUACGGUGAUACAGACAGUCUAUUCGUCUACCUCAAAGGCCGCACGCGCGACCAAGCCUUCGACAUCGGCGAAGAAAUCGCCCAAGCAGUAACAGACCUGAACCCACGACCGAUCAAACUAAAAUUCGAAAAAGUCUACCACCCCUGCAUCCUCCUCGCGAAGAAACGCUACGUAGGCUUCAAAUACGAGCACCGCAACCAAAAAGAGCCCGAAUUCGACGCAAAGGGCAUUGAAACCGUCCGUCGAGACGGCACACCCGCCGAACAAAAAAUCGAAGAAAAAGCCCUAAAAACCCUUUUCCGCACCGCAGACCUGUCCCAAGUGAAAUCCUACUUCCAGCGCCAAUGCGCAAAGAUCAUGCAAGGACGCAUCUCCAUUCAAGAUUUCUGCUUCGCUCGCGAAGUCCGUCUGGGAACAUACUCCGAGCGCAGUCUACCCGCCGGCGCGAUGAUAAGCACCAAGCGCAUGAUGGAAGAUCCGCGCUCUGAGCCACAGACCGGCGAGCGCGUGCCGUAUGUUGUUGUCACCGGCGCUCCUGGGUCGAGACUUAUUGAUCGAUGUGUUGCGCCGCAGACGCUUCUGCAUGAUGCGCAGCUUGAGAUUGACGCGGAGUACUAUAUCACGAAGAAUAUCAUUCCGCCGCUAGAGAGGAUUUUUAAUCUUGUUGGUGCGAAUGUGCGUCAGUGGUAUGAUGAGAUGCCGAAGGUGCAGCGGAUUCGGCGGGUUGAGGGGUCGACGCUGGCGAGGCCGAAUUCUCGUGCUGGUGGGGUUAGUAGGAAGACUCUUGAGUCUUAUAUGCGCUCGUCUUCGUGUGUUGUUUGUCGGGCAAGAUUGUCUGAUGCUGCUGUUCCUGUGUGUGGGGAUUGUCUGCAGAAGCCGCAUAUUACGUUGCUUGAUGUUGUUUCGCGGCUGCAGAGGGCGGAAAAGAGAGUCGUUGAUCUUGAAGCUAUUUGUCGUUCUUGUAUGGGUGUUUCUCCUGGUGAUAAGGUUAGCUGUGAUAGUUUGGAUUGCUCUAUCUUCUACUCGAGGACUAGAGAUGCUGCUAAUUGGAGACACUCCAGGACUGUGUUGGAGCCUGUGGUUGAAUUGUUGGAACGGAAGGAGGAUGAGGGAUUGGAUUGGUAA